UUCUCCCCUCACCCUCCGGCAGCCGCCGCCACCACCAUCACCGCCGCGAUGGAGGGGGAUUAAUUUUAUCAUCAUCACCAUCACAAUAUCCUCUCUCUUCACUCUCACACACUCCCAAUCCGUUCAGAAAAUGGCAAGUCACAGUCAGCAAUGUUCGAUCGAAAGGCGCGGCUUCCGACAGGAGCUCGACUCUUGGAGACAUAAACUUAUUCACUGUGUAGGGUUUGAAAGCAUUUUGGAAGGGCUGUUUGGACGUAAACUUCUAAAAGAUAUCAGCCUGUUUGAAGAAGAUAAUGAAUCUUUGAAAUGCGCUUCCCGAGGGUGUUGCAGAAGCUCAAUCAUCGAACGUUUGUCAAUUGAAAUCAAUAGUUUGAGAGACUAUGAAAUGACAUCAAGGGAUGUGGAAGUAGUGCGGGAGCAUGACAUUAAGGAAAAUUUAGUCUCUCUUGAUCAACCAAAAUUAAAAGUUGGAGAAAGGACAUUCUCAAGGCAGGAAGAGACCAAAAUUAAUCAUUUUGAAAAACAAGCAGAGGAAUUUCUCAAUGCUGUCUUUCGAAGAAAAGACAGCCCACGGGUUGUGGAUUCCAAUAUUCCUUUAGUGGCUCGUGAGAUUAUGCAUCAAAUGAUCAGGCAGUUUGCUGCUGAAUAUACCUCAAAAACAAGCACUUCUCAGGACUCUAUAGUACUCACCAGCACUAAGGACCAAAGUGCAUCUAAAACACCUGUGCUCGGUGCCAGUGCUCUAAAUCCUGUUUUAAGCAAGCUUCUUAUGGCUGACCAAGAUAGACCUUUGGAUCUAACUAUCAAAAAGUCUAAUCUUGAAUCGGACAAUCAAGAUGGAGUGCUUGAUCUGUCUACUAAGAAAAAUACUUCUGCCCGCAGUGUUUCCACAGACAAGACCCUGGGUUGUUCUACAUCUACUGUUCUAGCUAAAGGGCGUCCUGUGAGAGCUGGCCAACAGCAAUUGGACGGCGAAUCGCAAAGUCUUGAAGGGGCACUUCCAAAGUCACUAAGAAGCAUCCAGACUGUGACACAGGGAGAUUAUGGAUCUUCUGUUAUUCUCAAAAUCCCAGCCACUCGAUCAUCCCAGAAGAAUGAGGAACCAGUAAGCAGGAGUGAGCCAUCUCCUCUACCCAAUCUUGGACCAACAUCUCAGCACCGUGGACAGCACUUAGUACUCGCCAGAGAGGCCCCCUGGGCCAAACCACAUUAUGAAUUUAAUUUGGAACAUGUAAAAUUCAGGGGAAAUGAUAUAUCUUCAGAUACCGAGGAACCUCCUUUACAUCAGGUUAUGUUUCAGAGGGGAUCAGUUCAAACAAAACACGGGAAAAAAGACCAAGGCCAUUCCACUUCAGUGGAUUUGAAGAUUCCACAGGUUCGGGGAAUGGAUCUCUCUUGUGAAACCAAUGUCACAAAUCAUUAUAACUGUAGCCCAUUGCUCAUGAAUUCACAGAUUGAAAGUGCACUGCACAGAAAACUCAGAGUGAUCCUUCCAAAACAGAACUUGUGGCACAGGAAAGGGGUAAUGAGCUUGGCUGAUGAAGGUCAUGAUUCUUGGGGCUCAGAUGCAGAGCAGCCAACCUCUAGUAAGCAACAGGCCACAUCUGACCAAGAAGGCGACUUGAAGCAACCCAGAAAGAAGCGAGGACGCUACCGACAGUACAACAGUGAAAUCCUAGAAGAAGCUAUCACUGUGGUAAUGAAUGGCAAAAUGAGUGUCUCGAAAGCCCAGAGUACCUAUGGAAUCCCUCACAGUACCCUGGAGUACAAAGUGAAAGAGAGGCUGGGUACUUUGAAAAACCCGCCAAAGAAAAAGCUGAAACUCCUCACUCCAGAACCCCAGGAAUUAGAUGAUGAGCUGGAACACAGUCCUAGUAAUUCAAAGGUUGAGUAGGGUUUUUGUUGGUGCUAGUAUUUUUUGAUAUCUGGGUGAGCACUAGCAUAGCACACCAACAGUUUGAAAUGACACAAUGCUGGCGCAGGGUGGAGGUAGGUUGGGAACAAAAGAAAGAAAUCUCUGUUACUGAAAAUUCCAAUUAAUAUUUGUUUACAACCAGCCAACAUUACAGUAAUACCAAAACAAACCAAAGUUCUGAGUAUCUUGAAAAUACAAAAAAACCCAGAAAAUUCUGGAAAUACAAAGUUCUAAUAGAAAGUCAGUAACCUGAAACAUUAACUCCUGUUCUUUCCACAUGUGAUACAUUACCUGCUAAGUGUUUCAAGCAUUUUCUAUACCCCUUGAUAGUAAUACUAUUCUGGUCCAGCCACAAAGCCUGGGAGAAAUCUCUGAAUCUUUGUUUUUGUAGUAGCAAAGGAGUUUGUACUGAACGAGUGUAAGUUUCUGAAGCAUUGUAAGUUAGCAGUACCAAACUGAAUAGCACUUACGGCAGGAACAGCAAUCAACAUUUUACAUAGCUUUCUAUAAAAGAGAAUUGAUAAAUUGAACAUUGGUAACCUAAGUUUCAGACCAGACAUUGUUUAUGCCAUUAGUAUUUAAUACUAUGCAGCAGUUUUAA
This is a messenger RNA of Hemiscyllium ocellatum (epaulette shark), 2516 nucleotides long. It is a transcript of the gene lcor, whose product is annotated as ligand dependent nuclear receptor corepressor. Gene Ontology annotation, molecular function: DNA binding. Bases 131 to 1894 code for a protein of 587 amino acids. Gene Ontology annotation, cellular component: nucleus. Lineage: Eukaryota; Metazoa; Chordata; Chondrichthyes; Orectolobiformes; Hemiscylliidae. The transcript is spliced from 7 exons. The record is from RefSeq and is a predicted model, not a curated record. Gene Ontology annotation, biological process: regulation of transcription by RNA polymerase II.